Messenger RNA from Papilio machaon (common yellow swallowtail), 1722 nucleotides. RefSeq lists its product as uncharacterized. The annotation marks the transcript as partial. The record is from RefSeq and is a predicted model, not a curated record. The transcript has a single exon. Lineage: Eukaryota; Metazoa; Arthropoda; Insecta; Lepidoptera; Papilionidae.
AAAUGGUUAGAAUUUCGCGAUACGUUUAAUUCAUUAGUAAAUGAAAAUGACCAAAUUCCGGAGAUUAAUAAGUUUCACUAUUUACGUUCCUCGCUAAGAGAUGGCGCUAUUGUCGUCAUAAACUCAAUUGCUUUUACGGCUGCAAAUAAUAAAUUAGCAUGGGGGAUGCUUUGUAAUAGGUACGAUAAUACUAGGCUGUUAGUGAACAAUCACUUGAAAUCAUUAUUUUCCUUUCAACCUCUUACUAAGGAAUCUCACCAAUCAUUGCGUUAUAUGAUUGAUUAUUUUACCAAAAAUUUACGAUCACUUAAUGUUUUAAAUGAACCGACCGAUUCUUGGGAUACAUUAAUUAUUUUUAUGAUGACGACCAAACUAGAUGGCGUCACUAGUUGUAAAUGGGAGGAAUAUAGAAGUUCUUUACCGGACUCUCCCUGCCUGGACGAUUUUUAUAUAUUUCUUCGUAAUCGAGCUGAUAUUUUAGAAACACUACAAUUUAACAAAUCUGAUAAUUUUAAAUACGAAAAAGGUUCUCAUAGAUAUGAUCCAAAAGUAACAAGAUCCUUUGUAAUAACCAAUAAACGCACAAAUAAUAAAUCUUGUGUUGUUUGCAAAGGGAAUCAUUUAUUACAUAAUUGCGAUCAGUUUAGAAACAUGAGAGUGGAAACUCGGUUGAGUGAAGUUGCCAGACUUAAUCUUUGCGCCAACUGUCUGCAACCGGGCCAUCGUCCCUCUCGAUGUUUUCGUCAAUGCUGUCGUCUAUGUAACAUAAAACACAAUACGUUGUUGCAUAUGGAAGAGGUAGGUAAUACUAAAUUAAUUAAAGAUAAUGUUCUAUCUCAUUCUCCAGGCAAAGACAAUGAACUACCUCACUCACCCGGCAGCGUUCACGGCGACGAUAAUAAUACCGAAGUUUCGUUGUCCGCCGUGAUGCCCGGCCCAGUGUUAUUAUGUACUGCGCAAGUCGACGUUUUAGACCCAAUCUCGAAUAAAUAUUUUUCUGUUAAGGCGCUUUUAGAUAAUGGCAGCCAGUCGUCGUUUAUUUCACAAAAUCUGCAAAGGAAAAUAAAUUUAUCCAUCUCUGAAACCAACUAUCCGAUUAAAAUAUCUGGCAUUUAUAAUAAUAUAAGUACUAUUUCUCAGCAAUGUACAUUACAAAUUAAAUCUCGUAUUAAUAAUUUCCAUGUAAACGUACCUUGUCAUAUUAUACCGCAAAUAACUACAAGACUACCAUGUGUAGAAAUAGAUAACUUACCAGCGAACAUCGAGCUAGCUGACCCGAGCUUCUUUAGUCCCUCCGACAUCGAUGUGCUACUGGGAGCGGACGUGUUUUGGGAGAUCGUACGCGAUCAACAAAUAAGACUCGGGCGAAACAAGCCCAACAAGUCUUUACCAUCUCCAAUAACAACCAAGAUGUCUAUUAAUCGGUACCAGCAGCUGGAGCGCUUGAGACAACAUUUCUGGUCAAGGUGGUCCAGAGAAUUCUUAUCCGAGCUUCAGCAGAGGGUCAAAUGGAAACAAUACAGUAGAACAGAUAUAAAGAUUGGCGACAUGGUGAUGGUGAAGGACGAGCAACCACCGAUGAAGUGGAUACUGGGACGUAUUCACGCACUGCACAAUGGACCAGACGGAAUAUGCCGAGUCGGUGAUGUAACAACAUCCAAGGGCGUCAUCAAGAGAGCCCUGAACAGGAUCUGCUAUCUGCCUACAAAGGAUUCCUAUUAG